Molecule: messenger RNA, 2808 nt
Organism: Closterium sp. NIES-65
Lineage: Eukaryota; Viridiplantae; Streptophyta; Zygnematophyceae; Desmidiales; Closteriaceae
Source: the annotation of a GenBank genome assembly
AUGCGUCGCGAGCGUCGCAUCGAGCCGACGUCGUUCGACGCGAUCGUCGUCGGCACGGGCCUGCCCGAGUCGCUGCUGGCGGCGGCGCUGUCUCUGGCGGGGCGGCGCGUGCUGCACGUGGACUGCGCCGCCUUCUACGGGUCGCACUGGGCGUCGCUGCCGCUCGACCAGCUCGCGCAGUGGGCGGCGAGCGGCGGGCGCAUUCCGCCUCCGGGGGAGAACGAGGACACGCAGACCAACGGGUUUGCGGAAGACGACGACGAGCGCGGGGAGGAUGCGCGGAGAGCCCCUGGGGAAAGCGCGGAGGGGGAAAGGGAAGUGCUGAGCGGCGACGAGGGGACGGGACGGGGAGACGGGGAGGGGGGUGCCGAGGGGAGGCAGGAUGGGGAUAGCGAAGGCGUGGGCGCAACUGAAGAUGGCGCGCGCACGACUGGGGACUCAGGCGCGGGCGAGGCGGGGGGGGCAGAUGCAGUUGCGGCCGCAGGCACAGACGCAGGGGCAGGGGCAGGGGCAGGGGCAGGGGCGGGCGAGGUGUCACUGGAGGAGCGGGUGCGGGCGGGGGAGGUGAGGGCGGUGGCGCUGGGGUCGUCGGAGGACGGCGCGCUCUACUCGCGCGUGUCCACCGCCACGUGGCUGCCACGCGCCUCCCACGAGCCCUUCCACCCGGCGCGCCUGCCAGCGGAGCUGGGCGAGGCGCGGCGCUACGCGGUGGAUCUGGCGGGGCCGCGCGUGGUGAUGUGCGGCGAGGACGCGGUGCGCGUGCUGGUGCGCAGCGGCGCGCACCACUACGUGGAGUUCAAGGCCGUGCAGGCCCUGCUCUGCUGGCAGCGGGGGGGAGAGGGCAAGGCGCGGGGGGAGAGUGGCGCGCAGGGGCACGGUGGUGGGGGGGAAGGGGGGCUGGUGCGGGUGCCGACGAGUCGGGGGGACGUGUUUCAGGACCGGCAGCUGCCCCUGGCGGACAAGCGCCGCCUCAUGCGCUUCUUCAACUCCGCCUCCCCCCUCUCCGCCGCCCCUGGCCCCCCUGCCCCCGCUGCUGCCACUGCUGGUGGCGGCGGUGAGGCGAGGGAAGGCGGGAACGAUGCAAGUGGGCAGGUGGGAGCGGGGGGGAAGGAGGAAGGGAAGGCGGCGAGCGGCAGCGAGGGGGAGGGGGAGGGGGAGGGGACGUUUACGGUGCUGCUGGAGGCACACGGGCUGCCAGCACGCGUGCAAGACUUCAUUCUGUACGCCAUCGCCCUGCUGCCAUGCAACCAGCACCCCACACCCCCUGCCGCUGCUGCCACCGCUGCCAACAGUGCCAGCGGUGGCAGCAGCAGCAGCAGCAGCAGCGGAGGUGGUGGAGGAGGGGGAGGAGGGGAGGGGAUGCAGGGGGGUGUGGUGACAGCGGCAGAGGGGCUGGCUCGCAUGGCGCUCUUCCUCAACUCCGUCGGCCGGUACGGCACGGAGGCGGGCAUGAUGGUGGCGCUGUACGGCAUGGGCGAGCUCGCCCAGGCCUUCUGCCGCCUCGCUGCCGUCAAGGGCGCCCUCUAUGUCAGUGCUCGCGCCCUCGUGCCACAGGCAGGCACUCCCCAUGCCGCCUGUUCCCCCUUGCCUCAUGCCCCCACUGUGCCUCAUACCCCCACCCUGCCUCAUGCGCCCCCUGCUGCUCUUCACCAUGUUGCAUGCUGCUCCUCAGUUUCCUCGCUGCUCUAUUUGCUGGCAGCAUUGCCGCUUCUGCACACGGGGCGGUGUGAGGGAGUGGCGGUGGAGGACGGGCAGCUGCUGGGCGCGCCCCUCGUGCUCCUCGGCCCCUCCUUCCUCCCCAAGGCGCUGCCCCCCACAGCAACCACAGCACCACCCGCAAAAGAGCCCGCAGCAGACCACCCUGCAACGUCUCACGGUGGCGGUGGCGGCGCUCGUGGUGCUUUGGACAGCACUGGGGCAGGUGCCGGAGGGGAGAGGGGGGAAGGGGAGGAGGAGCAGGAGGAGGGCGUGGUGGCGCGCUGCAUUUGCAUCACCGACGGUUCCCUGCAUCAACACAUGCACACUCUCGUUGCUGUGCUGCCGCCCACAUCACUCGCACCAGGGCUUCCGGAGCAGCCAGUGAGAGUGUGCCAGCUGUCAUCGCAAUGUGCUGUGUGCCCCCAAGGGAAGUACCUGCUGUAUCUCUCCACCCGCUGCCUCCCCUCCCACUGCCCUCGCGCCCUGCUGCUGCCCGUGCUUGCUGCCCUCACUUCGUUGCCACACCCCUCCCCCACCACUCAUUCUGCUGCUGCAACUGCUGCUGGAGGUGUGAGUGAGGGGGGUGGCAGGAGCAAGCAUGCAGAGGGAGUGGGUGCGCAGGAGAAUGCGGGGAGCGGGGUGGCCGGGGAGGGGGGAGGAGUGGGAGAUGAAGGAGGGGAGGAAACGGCGUCAUCCAGCCGUAUGGUAUCAGAGCAGGUGGGGUCAGAGGCGGGGGCGGGCGAUGAGCAUGGAGAGGAGGCAGCCGGGAAGGGGAGGCCCACUGCGCUGUGGGCUGUGUUCUUCUCGCAGCGCCUGCUGGAUGCCCGCAGUGUGCAGGUGCCAGAGGGCGUGUUUGCAUGCAGCGCUCCGAGCGACUCCCUGCACCUGCAGUCAGUGCUCGAGGAGGCCCAGCAGGUCUUCAUGCGCAUUGCCCCCGGGGAGGAGUUCUUCCCCACCCGCCUGGAUGAGGAGGAGAGGGAUGAUGAGGCACACGGGUUUGACAAAGGUAACUCGGAGGAGCAUGCCAAUGGGGACGGGGAUGGGCAUGGGCAUGGGGAUGGGGAUGAGCAUGGAGAUGAGAGGAGGGACCAGAGCAACGGAGGGAGGUGA